AUGGCAUCUUUCCUCAUCAAAGAUGUGCGGAUCUUCGACGGCGAGACCACGAUCGAGAGCGGCUCCGUGGUGGUGGAGAACGGCAAGAUCUCGAAAGUCUCCAAGGAACCAAUAGAGUAUGACGGCAAGAUCAUCUCGAAGUCCGGUCAUACACUUCUCCCUGGACUUAUCGAUGUUCAUGUGCAUUGCGAUAAUGCCAAUCCCAUAGCUCCACCGCAAGCACUUAGAUUUGGAUGUACUACGGUUUGUGACAUGCACAAUGGGUUCCCAAAUAUCCAAAAGCUCCGCGAACAAAUCAAAGGCGGUGACUGUGCAGAUAUCAAAAGCACAAGCUUCGCUGCCACGAUUAAAGGUGGCUGGCCCGAGGCCAUCGUUUUGAUGCUCAACGACAAUCCAGAAACUCGCGCCGAGAUCGCCACCUGGCCGAAGCUCCAAACUCCAGAAGACGGCCAACAAUACGUCCUUGACCGCAUCAGCGAGGACGUAGACUACAUCAAACUCAUGCACGAAUCCGGCCUCGUGAUGGGCGCAAACUUCCCCAAACCUUCUCUCGACCUCCAAAAAUCCAUCAUCGAAACUGCUCACUCCCACGAUCUCCUCGUCGUGGCCCACGCAACCUGUCUCUCUGACACUCUCGAGAUCCUGUCCGCUGGUGCAGAUGGUUUGACGCAUACUUUCAUCGAUGCUCCUCCGACAGAAGAGCUCAUAGCAGCAUAUAAGAAGAACAACGCGCAUUGUAAUCCUACUCUGUCGGCAAUGGGCUCAGGUACCAAGGAGGGAAAGGAAACGCAAGAACGCUUCGCGCAUGAUGAGAGAGUACAACACCUUCUGGAUAAGACAGAAAGGGAACAAAUGUGUAAAUGUAUGGAGUUUGCGAGGAAAGCAGGCGCGACGUGCGAGAAUGCUUUUGAGUCGGUGAGGAGGUUGAAGGAGGCUGGGGUGUUGAUUUUGUGUGGCUCUGAUGCUGCGGGACCUGCAGUGGGUACCGCAUGGGGAUUGUCGAUGCAUCAGGAAUUAGACUUGUUUGUGAAGCAGUGUGGUAUCACGCCGGAAGAGGCUCUGAUCUCGGCGACCUCUGCUCCUGCGAAAAGGUUCAAAUUCUCAGAUCGUGGGAUGAUCAAGCCUGGUUUGCGAGCAGACCUGCUACUCGUGGAGGGCAAUCCCCUGGAAGACAUUACACACACGUUAGACCUGCGUGGAGUGUGGACAGAGGGAAAAUUAUGCAGUGCCUAUGAGGGCAAAUUGUAG
Messenger RNA from Cercospora beticola, 1248 nucleotides. Its product is annotated as amidohydrolase family protein. Gene Ontology annotation, molecular function: hydrolase activity, acting on carbon-nitrogen (but not peptide) bonds. NCBI's taxonomy places the organism in Eukaryota, Fungi, Ascomycota, Dothideomycetes, Mycosphaerellales, Mycosphaerellaceae. The record is from RefSeq and is a predicted model, not a curated record.